GAAUGCAAACAGACAAACGUAGCAGAGAGCCGAUCGAAUCGGUCCAUUUUUAGCACUUUCAGCAACUGUCUGCUAGUGCAACUCUAAAUCAGACUUUGUUAAUUAACUAUGAAUAUAUAUUAAGAAUAUAUAGUUUAUAGUGCUGUUUAAUAAGACGAUGGGUAUUACGCAUCGGAAAUAGCAGAAGUCUUUCUCCGCGAGGCCUGUGAUAUGAAUGAAACCUCAUGUUGGGUUUAACAGUAGCACAUCUGUGAACUAGCACCAUUUAGCCAGUUAACGUUAGCUUCUUCUGGCUGGCUGAAUUGGUAAGCCUUUAUCUAACUUAACACUCUUGAUUAACGGUUUUUUAUAUACCUAUUAAAACAAAUCUAGUUAUACUUGCGCUGCGUGUUGGAUCGCUUGAUGAGGUUUAUUGGCAUUAUUUAAUCGAGCAACACAGGAUAUUCUGGACAAUACCGAGAACAUGGUGCUGCCUUUCUUGGUUCUUUACCUUUGGUGAAUAGCAUUUUUUUUCUUAGAUGACUUGGCCUGUAGAUUUUUUGUUAUUUGUUGCUCUUGGGUUGUUACAAGCUCAGCCGGUCCUCUGCUGUCAGGAGAUCUUCGUAUUAUCCUUAUGGAUUUGAAUUUUUACUCUGAUCUGUCUGACGGGACUGGUCAACAUGUCGAGUCCGAGUUCAUGGACAACUCGUCUUACAAUGGAUAUGAUCCCGUGAACAAGUUCGCAGGUGGCAAUGAUUCAUACCUGACCAUCAGUGGACCUGGUCAUCAUUGGUCAUCUGAGGUAGUGCUACACAAACUUCAAAAAACCUUCCAUACACCCUGUCUGGGUGAUGAAGAGUUUGAAAUCCCACCGAUCUCUUUGGAUCCAGAUUCUGCGCUCACCAUUGAGGAUGUGGAAGCCCAUUUCGGAGAGCUGGCUGAACAGGCUGAGACCUCAAGUGCUUCCGGAGUUGGAAAUAGUCUUGCAAGGAAUCCAGUGGUAGUGGGGAAUGAUCCCUCUUUUGCUUCUGCUUUCAUGAAUCCAUCAUCUCAGGGCAUAGAGCACCUGAGUAUGGGUGUGAUUAACCAGCCAGGGGGGAGUACACUACUGAGCUCAACUCUGGGUGUGACUUUACCUUCUUUUAAGGAUCUUGGGCAUUCAGUUGGCUCCCAUUUCAACAGUUCCUCUUCCAUGACUAUUGAUGUUCCAAUAAACGACAUGAACCACAGUCUCUUAGGACACAGCCAGCUCACCACUAUAGACCAUUCAGAUCUAAGUGCUCAGUUAGGUCUCAGCCUUAGUGGUACAGCCGGUGUGUCAAAGUCUCCUGACCAACUGUUGUCAACCACACCAUCCCCUGCUGGCUCAUUGCAGGAUGAAGACAUGGAGGAUUUCAGACAAAAAACUAUGCUGGUGGACCCAUCCUCAGCCUCUCUCAUGCCCAACUUGACGGGUUCUGCCCAGCUCUCCUCUGCUCCUCCAUCUGUGGUGAGGAGGGUGGGUGGUAAGCCGGCCAUGGUGCCUCUGACCCCAGCAGACACGGGCACAACACUCGGAGGCAAAAAAGGAAAAAAGAAGAAAGAUCCUAAUGAACCACAGAAGCCAGUGUCAGCCUAUGCUCUGUUCUUCAGAGACACCCAGGCAGCCAUUAAAGGCCAGAACCCCAAUGCCACAUUCGGUGAGGUGUCAAAGAUAGUGGCGUCCAUGUGGGACAGCCUUGGAGAGGAGCAAAAACAGGUUUACAAAAGGAAAACGGAGGCAGCCAAGAAAGAGUAUCUGAAAGCGCUGGCAACCUACAGAGCAAAUCAACUCUCAAAAUCAUCUACUGAGGUGGAGGAUAGCGCUCCUUCUACUCCUCCCUCUGUCCCCUGUCCCGCACCUGUCACUCCUACUCCUGCUGCCCCUGCCCGUCCACGGCUGACGCCCAUCCCUGAGCAGAACACUAUCACCAACAUCUGCGCCUCCAAUAUCAUCCUCGACGGGCCUCAAGUCACUACCCGUUCGCGCACGGGCUCUCUACCACUAGCCAUCAGCCAGCCCCCAACCCCCACUGUCACAAAAAUCAUCAUCUCAAAACAGAUGCUGCAAGGAGGUUCUCAGAUCCACCAGAUCCCCACGUCCAUGGUGACGGUGAUUCCGGCGGCGUUGCGAGCCGUGCAGCCAGCUGCUGCCGGACGUCAGCCUCCACCUCUGCAGCAGAUGCAGGGCACCCCACCGCCGCCACGUCUGCAGCAGAUGGUACAAACACAAGCCCCGCCUCCGCUUCAGGCCAAGCCCCGUGGAGGGGCAGGAGGGUCCGUGGCUGUCACGGCUACACCACCUCCACCUCUUCAGAUAAAGAUCGUGCCCGCUUCUUUACACUCCGACCUCUCCACACCGAUUAUUGUUACUACAGCUACAAGUGCUAAUCCGGUUAUUGCCUCAACCACCAUCUCAGCCUCAGUACAUCCCACCCCUGUUGAGGUGCAAGUUGAAGACCCCAAAGAGGAGUUGGUCACUGGAACAGAUGAGGCUGUGACGGAGGAACCCGAAGAGAUGGAGAUGGAGGUAAGUGUUGCUCCUGAAGCCUCCUCUUCAGCUCCUUCUACAAAUCUCUGUGUCCGUGCUGGAUGUACAAACCCUGCCGUGGAGAGUCGAGACUGGGAUAAAGAGUAUUGCAGCAAUGAAUGUGUGGCAACACACUGCAGGGAUAUCUUCAUGGCCUGGUGUUCAAUCAAGAGCCAGAACUCGGCCACCGUCAAAUAAAUGAGAAUCCUCCUGUGUCUGGGUCUUAACAUGCCUGGAUGAGUCUUUUUAUGUGAACACAACUGAAUUUUACUGGAUUUCUGAGUGAAGGUGUAGUGUUCUUGUUGUAAAUAGCUUGGGCAUGAAAAAAAAGCAGAGAAAAAAAAUCCCUCUGUUGAAAAUGUCUUCGUUACAACUGUUGGAGCUAGUAGUGAAUAUACUUUAAGCCCCAACUUGUUUGUUUUCCCACGCUGAAAUUGUCAGAAAAGGACCUAUGUGAUUGUAGUACUUUAUUUGGGCCAUAUUUUUUUCACUCAGUUUUGGUCGUGAUUUAUUUUUUAUGUGUGAUUGUAGUGAUUUAUGUGAAAGUGGGACACAAAACCUUUGUAUUCUUUUUCAAAUUUAGUAGUUUUAUGAUUAUGAUGAAAAAUUUGAGUGUUAGUGAAUCUCAAGUACCGGUAAUACAGUCAUUCAGAAAUUCUAUUAUUUCUUUUUUGUUUAAUGCAAAUUUCUCAUGUUGUACAGACAGUAUCUUAGAUCAGUGUUCAGAGGUGCUCUCAUGUCAACUUUUUUUGCCUUAGUUAUGGGGUUUUGCCGAUUUUUUUUUUUUUUUUUGUGAUUUUUGAUUGUGUUACAGAAAUUAUUCAAGUAUUAAUAAAAGACAGCCGAAAUGGUUUGA
This is a messenger RNA of Carassius auratus (goldfish), 3383 nucleotides long. RefSeq names its product TOX high mobility group box family member 4-A-like. Gene Ontology annotation, cellular component: nucleus. Lineage: Eukaryota; Metazoa; Chordata; Actinopteri; Cypriniformes; Cyprinidae. Gene Ontology annotation, molecular function: chromatin DNA binding. The transcript is spliced from 9 exons. Bases 614 to 2725 code for a protein of 703 amino acids. Gene Ontology annotation, biological process: regulation of transcription by RNA polymerase II. The record is from RefSeq and is a predicted model, not a curated record.